Messenger RNA from Mesocricetus auratus (golden hamster), 1091 nucleotides. Its product is annotated as T-cell ecto-ADP-ribosyltransferase 2-like. Bases 1 to 819 code for a protein of 272 amino acids. The transcript is spliced from 3 exons. The record is from RefSeq and is a predicted model, not a curated record. Gene Ontology annotation, molecular function: NAD+-protein-arginine ADP-ribosyltransferase activity; NAD+ poly-ADP-ribosyltransferase activity. Lineage: Eukaryota; Metazoa; Chordata; Mammalia; Rodentia; Cricetidae.
AUGAAAUGUAACCAUGCCAGUGCCAUGUAUGAGGUUGGAGUGACAGACCUGACUGAGUCUUCCAAUCUGGACAUGGCUCCCAAUGCAUUUGAUGAUAAGUAUGAGGGCUGUGUCCAAGAAAUGGAGAUAAAAGCACCUCAGUUGUUAGAAGACGACUUCAACAUGAAUAAACAAUUAAAAGUUGAGUGGAAAAAGGCAGAGGAAAAAUGGAAGGAGAUAAAAAAGACAAGGAACUUUCCCAAAGGUUUCAGUGAUUACCAUGGAACAGCUUUAGUAACGUAUACUGGGGACAUCUACUCCAAUUUUAACAAAGCUGUUAGAGAAUUUAAGGAAAAUCCCAGUAACUUUCAUUUCAAGGCCUUCCAUUACUACUUAACAAGAGCUCUUCAGCUUCUGAAUAACAAUAAUUGUUACACAGUUUACCGAGGCACCAGGAACAAAUUUCAUUACAGCGGGAAGGGCCCUGUGCGGUUUGGGCAAUUUGCUUCCUCAUCUUUAAAAAAGGAGAUAGCUCAUAGAUUUGGUGGUGCUAGUGGGACACUGUUUACCAUCCACACCUGCUUGGGGGUUCACAUAGCUGGAUUUUCCUACAACUCUGAACAAGAGGAGGUGUUAAUUCCAGGCUAUGAAGUAUACCACAAAGUCAGUGUAUCACCAGGUGGAAAACUGAAUGACAAUAUUCUUCUGGAUGUCUCACAAAGAGGGAAAAGCAACUUCAAUUGCUUCUACAGCUCAGGAACCAGAGACAGCCCUGCAUUCCUGCUGCUUGUGGUGCUACCUGGUCUCCUGGUCCAGCUGCUUCCUCUUGCUGAGCUGUAACAAUAGCUUUCCUGCAGUUCAUGGGGUUGAGUGCUGAAGGGAGGGCAAAGGGCUAGAACUUGGAAGAUUCUCUAAGGUCUGUGGUAAAAUGAAGUGGUGAUAAUUUUGGGGGGUAUCUACUUUAAUAUUCACGACUUCCACAGACUCUCCAGGAACUUACUGGGUCUGUCAGUGAAGCUUGAUUCUGACUUCAGAUUUACUACCCUUUGAUACUUUGCUAUGAUCAAAAAGCAAUGUUCAUCUGCAUCAUCAGCGCUAACAGCUUUAAAGCA